AGAGCAACAGAUUCCUUUGAGUGAUGUUUUUGCAGGUGGAGUUGGUAGCAAUACUAUUACAUCAGAAGAGAUCUUAGUCUCUGUCCUUAUUCCCCAUUCUAGAAAGGGGGAGUAUGUCUCUGCAUUUCGACAAGCACCAAGACGGGAAAAUGCUCUCGCAAUAACUAAUGCUGGGAUGAGAGUCCUUUUUGAAGAACGUACAGACAUAAUAAAGGAUUUAAGCAUUUUCUAUGGAGGUGUUGUCUCCACCACAAUCUGUGCAAAACAAACCUGUUGGACACUUACCAGAAGAUGUUGGAAUGAAGAAAUGUUGGAUGAAGCUUGCCAACUAGUUCUUAAAGAAAUUGCUCUUUCAGGCUUAGCCAGUGGUGAAAACGUAGACUAUAAGAAAACUUUGAUAGUCAAUUUCUUCUACAGAUUUUACCUGGAAGUGUUGCAGUCACUAAAUGCAAUAGAUCCUUGCUGCUACCCCAGCAUACCUAUGGAAUAUAGGAGCGUCCUACAAGAUUUCAAAACCAGAAUGCCCCAGACUAUCCAAAUAUACCAGGACGUAGAGCCAAGUCAGUCUCCACAGGAUCCUGUAGGAUGGCCAAUCAUGCACCUGUCUGGAAUUAAACAUGCCACUGAAGCAGUUUAUAUUGAUGACCUUCCUUUGGUGGAUGGGGAGCUCUUCCUGGUUGUUGUCACUAGUUCCAGAGCCCACGCUAAGAUUGUAUCUGUAGAUACCUCAGAGGCUCUAAAAGGACCAGAUGUGUUCGAUGUCAUAACAGCUAACGAUGUACCAGCUACAAAUGAGUUUUAGGACUCCAGUGCCACUGAUCCAGAGAUGAUAUUUGCAAGAAACAAGGUGGUUUGUGUGGGUCAGAUUGUCUGUGCUGUGGUUGCGCAUUCGGAUGCUCAUGCCAGACAAGCAGAUGCGAAAGUGAAGAUAGAGUAUGAAGAGCUGGAACCAGUCAUCUUAACAAUUGAGGCAAUGAGCAUGCUGGAUGUUUAUAAAUCUUUUGGAGGCUAUAUAAAGCACAACUCAUUCUUUGAGCCAAAAAGAAAAUUAGAACAUGGAAAUAUUGAUCAGUCAUUUGAAACUGUUGAUAAUAUAAUUGAAGGGGAAAUUUGCAUUGGGGGACAGGAACACUUUUACAUGGAGACUCAGAGUGUGCUUGCUGUUCCAAAAGGAGGGGAUAAAGAAAUGGAUGUGUAUGUGUCAACAUAGCAACCAGCAACUAUUCAGGAAAUGGUAGCUGCAAGUUUAGGUGUUCCAGCCAACAGAAUCAUGUGCCACGUUAAACAGGUUGGCGGAGCUUUUGGUGGGAAAAUCCUGAAAGCUGGCUUACUGGCAUCACUUGCUGCAGUGCCAGCAAACAAAACCAACAGAGCAGUCCGUCUUAUCCUCAGUCGAGGGGAUGAUAUGUUAAUCACUGGUGGGCGACAUCAUUUUACUGGUAAAUAUAAAGUUGGCUUCAUGAAUGAUGGUAGAAUCAAAGCUGUGGAUACCAAAUACUACAUUAAUGGAGGAUGCACCCCUGAUGACUCUGUCCUGGUGGCAGAAGUAGCCUUGUUAAAACUGGACAAUGCAUACAAGAUUCCCAACUUGAGAUGCCAGGCUUUUGCCUGCAAAACAAACUUGCCACCAAACACAGCGUUCCGAGGGUUUGGCUUUCCCCAGUCAGCACUGGUGACAGAAACUUGGAUAACAGCAGUUGCAGACAAAACAGGUUUAUCAUCAGAAAAGAUUAGAGAAAUAAAUAUGUAUAAGGAGAACGAGCAGACACACUUCAAACAAAAGCUUGAUCCACAAAACUUAAUACGGUAUUGGAAUGAAUGUAUGGAGAAAUCUGCAUACUACAGUAGGAAAACAGCUGUUGAUGAGUUUAACAAACAAAAUUACUGGAAGAAAAAAGGGAUUGCCAUUUUACCAAUGAAGUUUCCAUUUGGACUAGGCACAUGUUUUCUUCCUCAGGCUGCUGCGCUGGUUCAUAUUUACACCAAUGGGUCUGUGCUUCUGACACGUGGUGAAAUUAAAAUGGGACAGGGUAUUCAUACAAAAAUGAUCCAGGUUGCUAGUCAGGAAUUGAACAUCCCCAUGUCAUGGAUUCACUUCUGUGAAACAAGCACAACCACUGUUCCCAACGCAUGCGCCUCAGCUGGAUCCGCAGGGACGGAUGUCAAUGGCAUGGCUGUGAAGGAUGCUUGUCAAACUCUUCUGAAACGCCUGCAGCCUAUAAUUGACAAGAAUCCAAAAGGGACAUGGAAUGACUGGAUUAAAGAAGCUUUUGAACACAGUCUGAGUCUUUCAGGUAUUGGCUACUUUAGAGGUUACAGUGAAAACAUGGAUUGGGAGAAAGGGGAAGGACAGCCAUUCACAUAUUUUCUUUAUGGAGCCUCUUGUUCAGAGGUUGAAAUUAACUGUCUAACAGGAGAUCACAAGAACCUGAGAACAGACAUUUUUAUGGACAUUGGAAGCAGCAUAAAUCCAGCUGUGGAUAUAGGACAGACCGAAGGCGCCUUUGUUCAAGGCAUUGGACUGUACACGAUGGAGGAAUUAAAGUACUCUCCAGAAGGAGUCCUCUAUACUCGGGGUCCGGAUCAGUACAAGAUCCCUGCUGUUUGUGAUAUUCCAGAACAGUUUAGUGUUUCCCUUCUGUCAUCUUCCCAAAAUCCUUAUGCCAUCUAUGCAUCCAAGGGGAUAGGUGAGGCAGGACUUUUCUUGGGAUGCUCUGUUUUCUUUGCUUUGAGAUAUGCAGUAACUAGAGUUCGGAAUGAAAGAGGACUGAAGAAACCCUUUGCACUGAACAGCCCUCUGACUGCUGAACAGAUACAGACAAGCUGUGCAGAUGCCUUUACUGAGAUGGUGACAGACAAUGAAUCUGCUUCCUCCACUCCUCGGGCCUUAUCUGUGUGA
Molecule: messenger RNA, 2899 nt
Organism: Apaloderma vittatum (bar-tailed trogon)
Lineage: Eukaryota; Metazoa; Chordata; Aves; Trogoniformes; Trogonidae
Product: aldehyde oxidase-like
Molecular function (GO): oxidoreductase activity; iron ion binding
Source: RefSeq, a predicted model, not a curated record